AUUCCACACAGGGAGCUCUACCAUCAAGUCGGGGGAACGCCCACCACCGCUCUCAUCACUAUCCCCACUACUUCUGCCGCAGCCAUCACAUUCACCUCUACCUCCACCAUCACUACUCAGGUUGGAGAAAUAGAGGGAAAGGGGAUAAAGGGAGGGCAAAGAAAGGUAAUUCCAAAGGAACAUGAGCACCAAUAAUGCUUUAAGAGUGUUUUGGAAAUCAAGAGAAUGGAAUAUGAAAACAUCAACAUUUGAUUCAUAUGUGGAUAUUCCACUUUUACCCAAAAGAAAACGUUUUAGAAAGAAAAAGUCAAGACCAGUGAGACACACUAAACGCCAUGAAGAGGAGCAGGUCUACGAGCAAGCGACCACAUUACCCUGUUCCAUAUGCAAGCACGAAAUUGACCUAACUGGUAUUUUUCUCCAUAAGAAGCAACAUGUAGCUCUGGCCACGCUGGGUUUCCAAUGGAUGGGCGAAAAGAAACCACAGCCCUCAGUGAUUGCUGUUCAGAGACAGUUCAUGAUUUCUAAACUAUUAUCAUCUUUUAUGUUCACUGAAAAAACCCUACAGAGCAUUAAUAAUGCUUUUGAGCUGCUUUGGAAAAAACAAAUACCAGCAUACUAUAAGAUUUUUGAUAACAUUGACAGGAGUGUCAUAUAUUCUCAAAAAAUAUGUCAUCUAUUAAUUAAAGGAGUGGGCAUUUGUGAAGACAGGAAUUCUACAUGGAAAGCUGACAUGAAUGAUAAAUUCACUGUAGUGAGUAAUUUUGGUAAUAAACCUAAUGUGUGUUUUUUCGGUUUGUUCGAUGGACAUCAUGGCGCCUCAGCGGCAGAGUUGACAUCCAUGGAACUCCCAGUUUUACUUCUCCAUCAGCUUUCCAAAUUUGAUCCUUCUUACCAAAUGACAACUGAUGAGCAACAAAUAAUCAAUUCCUUUUACACUGUGUUUAGAGAAGAAUACACAGCAAUAGAAGAUCUCUUUUCUGCCAUAAACAAAACAGAAGCAGUGAGGCGUGAGUAUGAGGACAUACACAAAGCCUUUGCAAAAGCAUUUUGGAGAAUGGAUAGGCUUUUACGUCUUGGAAGAAAAGAAGUGUCCAGGGUUCAAUGGAGUGGCUGCUCUGCAGUUACUUGUAUAUUGGAAGGCAAACCUAGAAGUCCUUAUGCUCAUAAGAAUUGGAAAAGAAAAAACAACCAUGAUGGAUUGCCAGAGAGCUCCACUUCCCAGGAGAUGCCACAAAUAAUUCCUGGAAUAUUACAUGUUGCAAACACUGGUAAUGUGCAAGCAGUCUUGUGCAGAAAUGGGAAAGGUUUUUGCCUAACCAAAGAACAUACUACACGAAACACAAAUGAAAGAAGAAGAAUACUUCAGAAUGGAGCAGUCAUUAGUUCAAAUGAACCAUAUGGGCUUGUAGAAGGGCAAGUAAAAACUACACGAGGACUUGGAUUUCAUGGAAAUCUCAAGCUGAAAAAGUCCAUUAUCCCAGCACCUCAAACUAUUUCUGUCCCUAUAGAUGACCUAUGUCAAUUCCUUAUUUUAGCUACUAAUGGACUUUGGGAAGUUUUGGAUAAAGAGGAAGUCACUGCCCUAGCAAUGACAACAUUUCACAUGUAUAAAGAAACAUACUGUUCUAUCAUACCUAAAAAAUCUUCACCAUCCAAAGGGCCUCUGCUUUUUUCAACCAGUGAACCAAACCUUACUAAAUCACAAAGUAAUAUCCACGUAUUGUUUCAGUAUAAAUCUGUAUCUGAAGGAUGUGUGUCAACUACAAAUUCCAAAGAAAAUUUGUCCGAUUCAAACUAUUCUAAAUACUGCAUUUAUAACCCUGAGAAUGUAGAAACAUUUCCAGCAGAAACGACUCAUCAUAAACCUUGCAGUGAAAAAGUAACUGACAGACCAACCAGUGUCAAUGGUGUGGCAACAAAUGAAAAAGAAUCAGGCACUAAGAGUUUCUAUGAAGGUGCAGCUGAGUAUGUUAGCCGUGAACUUGUAAAUGCUGCUUUACUGGCUGGCUCCAGAGACAACAUUACAGUUAUGGUAAUAUUUCUCAAUGGAAGUGAAUAUCAGCUUCUGACAUAAAAAAUAAAGUUCCAAUUAUCCAGAGCACCAAAAUAUAAUACCAUAAAGCAAUUCUUCAAUGA
Messenger RNA from Piliocolobus tephrosceles (Ugandan red Colobus), 2139 nucleotides. RefSeq names its product protein phosphatase 2C like domain containing 1 (gene PP2D1). The record is from RefSeq and is a predicted model, not a curated record. Gene Ontology annotation, biological process: protein dephosphorylation. Lineage: Eukaryota; Metazoa; Chordata; Mammalia; Primates; Cercopithecidae. Gene Ontology annotation, molecular function: protein serine/threonine phosphatase activity. Bases 182 to 2077 code for a protein of 631 amino acids. The transcript is spliced from 3 exons.